Mycena indigotica is the source of this 3453-nucleotide messenger RNA. Its product is annotated as CxC2 domain-containing protein. The coding region runs from base 1 to 3453 and encodes 1150 amino acids. The record is from RefSeq and is a predicted model, not a curated record. Lineage: Eukaryota; Fungi; Basidiomycota; Agaricomycetes; Agaricales; Mycenaceae. The transcript has 12 exons.
AUGGGUCGACGCCCAAAGAUUGACAGUGUUGGAAACUUCCAUACUGGUGAACGCCAGCGUGAAGGCGAUCGCCAUACCCACAUUUCUCUGGAUGGCAGCCGCCUGCUGACCCAAACACGACACAAUCCUGCUGCUGGAAAGCGACGCCGUGUUGAGGAAGUGACGGAGGAGGACAACAGGCUAACCGACUGGACACCGGUUACAGCCCUUGGUUUGGACGAUGUCCGUACCCUUGCGGACACGAUUACAUCGUACGAGGUGGAGCCGGACCCGGAGGAUGUUGGGCAGGACACAACGGCGAAGAGGAGACGGUACGCAAGCUCGGACGAUCCAAUGUCCACGUGGCUGCCUCACGCUUCACUUUUCCUGGAUGAGCUCAUUCGUCGAGAAGGGCUUGGUGAUUAUCUCAACCGGCUUGGAUGUGCGGUUUGCAAGGCUGCCUACGGUCCGAACUGCCGCAUCUUUCGCUGCAAACAAUGCGGUAACUUCCCUCAAUGCGAGAACUGUCUGCUUCAGCAGCAUGCACGUCAGCCACUUCAUACUACACAGGAAUGGAACGGCAGCUUCUGGGAUGAUAUAUCGCUCCACUCCCCAGUCGAAUCCGGGGGCCUAGGCUUCGUCUUCCAGUUAGGCCACUUCGGUUUCGAGUGCGAUAAUCCAGGGCAACUCAAAUCUCUCGUGGUGAUCGACGUCCGUGGUGUUUUUCGCUUGCAACAACUGUUGGCCCAUGGUUGGUACCCGGCAACUACAGUCAAUCCGGAGACUUGUGCAACACUCGAAGCCCUUGAACUCUUCCGUCUACUCAACGUUGUCGGAAACAUCAAUGCCCACGACUUCGUUGGGACUGUAGAGAGGUUGACAGAUGCCGCCAAUGUGGGCAAGGUUCCCGAUCGAUACAAAGCGUUUUUGCGCAUGGCUCGGCAGCACAGCUUUCUGACGACCGCCAAGCGUAUGGGUCGCGCACACAAAGAAGAUGGCUUGGUUACCCGGCAGCCGGGCUGCUUUGCGGUGCGCUGUUGGGCGUGUCCUGACGCUCAUCGGAAUCUUCCUGAGGGCUGGCGCCAUGUUAAAGCAAAGAAUGCUUACCUAUACAAACUCAUCCUCGCGCUGGACGCCAAUUUUCGGCUCAAAAAUCGCAUUCGCGCAAACGCUCACGCCGACCCAUCACUUAUCGAUGGCCAGGGGUACUUCGUUGAAUCUCAGUCGUACAAGGCACAUCUCAAGGACUACACAAAUGAGAAGGACAUCAGUACAUGUGUCGCAUUUGCGGCUCUAUUACAAAAAGAUUCGCGCAUCAGCACGGGCCUUCGAGUAUCUGGCGUCGGCGGAUGCGUAUGCGCACGACAUGGGCUUGUCCGGAGCCAGGGCAUGGGAGACCUGCAGAAGGGCGAGCGCUACGCGAACAUGGAUUUCAUCGCGUUGGCCACCGUCCAGGACGAAGACGUAGAAGCCAUCGCUUUUUCGUACGAUAUUGGCUGUCAAUGGAAGCAACACCUACCCGAACGCGCAGCACGCUUGAAGGACAAGGGUCGAAUGAUGAAGGAUUUAAACGGCUUUAAGAUGCAGUUUGCACUGCCCGUAUGGCACGCAGCGGCACACGAGAUCGGGUGUCGCACUGCUAACUCGUUAACCUACCAGCUCGGGGUCGGGAGAACAGAUGGCGAGGGGAUAGAAAGAACGUGGUCGACGUUAAACCCAAUUGCCUGGUCAACGAAGGAAAUGGGUGAAGGCGCUCGUUUGGAUUGCAUUGAAGACCGCAUCGAUCAUCUAAAUUGGGAGAAGAAUCGGGGACAAGGAAACACAUUGGCCCGCAAGCUUGUCGUUGCCAUCGCCGAAUCUGAUCGUCAAGACGGAGAGUUUCGCGAGAUCGACUCCAACAUUGACGAGCCCACUCGGAAGGUAUGGCAAGAGAAGAUCCGAGCAUGGCGGGCCGAUGAUACGCGCCCCAACCCAUAUCUUUACCAUGGUGGCGAAGGCGACGAAACGGAAAAGAAGAUCCGAGAAGAUCUGAAGGCGAUGGAAUUGGAAGAGGUUCGUGCUGGCAACGCCCCUCUGGUGGAAGGCAAGAUGACUGCGGCAGCAUUUGUCGCAGCGGGACUUCAAUUAGAGGAUUCUCAGCGAAAAAUUGUAACGGAGACGAAGAACACUACCUUGCUCAACGCCGAUCGCUCCAGCCAGAUACAAGAAUCCCGUUUCACUUUCUUUCGCAAGAUGAAGACUUUUACGCGCCUCCAGCUCACAUACAUGCCUGGCGUGCAGGAGCUACGAGAUGAGGAGGAAGCACUGCGAGACCCUGAUGCGCCGCCGCCGAAGGCCGAGUAUGUCAAGCUGUACUUGCCAUCGGAAAUCCCGACGCCAGCACGCUCGUCGGUUUGUGGUCGAGGCGUCAUUGAGGCCGAGGCAAGGCUUCGGCUGGGCCAAUGUCACGAUGCUUUGACCACUCUUCGCGCUCAGCUGAACACGCGAACGCAGAUCAUUUACUGGCGGAAUGCUAAUUCAGUGGGUCAGCGGGCCGCAACACGCUCAGCCACCUUGAUUAGUCGAGUCGGGGAGCGAAUCGAGAAGGCUGCCGCCAAGUACCGUGCUGCUCGGGCUGCGCUGGUCGCGAUCAAAGGCGCAUCCUUUGCUCCACAGUUCAAGCCGCUUCUUGACGUCGAUGUCAAUGGGCGCCCAGAAAUAGAGAGCGACAUCGUUGCCCUCAAGCGACUGGCUGUUGCUGACUCAUCCCGCGCAUCUCGCAAUGAGCCUACCCAAGGUGUACUCCAUCGAACUGUCUCCUGGAUUUGGACAGCCCCAGGGUCGAGCGCUUCGAAGCUACAUGACUCUGUCCGUGUGGAUUGGUCCAAGGCUAAGGCGCGACGAGACAGGUGGCGGGAGGAGAUUGCAUUGGUCAGAGAGGAAAUGAAGCGUGUGCUACGCUCUCUGCGCUGGGAGCGAACACAAUGGCUAGACCGACGGGAAGGCCGCAAGGAAGAGACGGGUAUAAGCCCAGAGCUGCGCUCAGGAAUUGUGGCAUACGCUGGGCGCCAAGCGGAUCUGCACAGUCGUAUUGGUGAGGCGUUCUUUGCGGAGUGGAACAAAACUGUCAAGGGUGCCGUCACAGCCCUUGACAAUGGGUUGCUACGCGACAUAUGGGCAGGCAACGAGGACGGCGGCGCUGGCGAGGACAAUGACAAGAGCGGGGGGGAACAGGAAGACGAUGAUUCCGAGGCAGAUGCGGAGCAGAGUGUGGGGCACCUAGAGGCUGGGGAGCAGGUCUCUGCCCGCCAACUCCGUUCGGCCACGCGUGCACGUGCGCCUGCAGCGGGCGUGGGCGUGGGCGCGGGCACGGAGUCGGGCGCGGGCGCGGGAGUCGGGCGCGGGCGCGGGUGGGGACAAGACACCGGCAUAGAUAGAUUUCUGUCUAUGACAAACAUAAAAACUGUCAACUCCUACCGACGCCAAGAUACUUAG